AUGGGUAACAAGAUAACCAAACACAUGUACGAAUACAUGAACAGUCCGACAUCAAGUGAUGACGCUGGAUUUGAAUCCCAAGAGGAUGAAAAUCAUGUGGAAAGUAGUACAUCAAGUGCUUCUGAAGAAAAUUAUCAUCCUGAAGAUGUAAGUAGUUGUUGUAGUUUUGUUCAGUGUUAGCAGCUUCAUGGUUAGUAAGUUGUUUGUUUUGCUAGUACAAACUAUUAAUUUCUUCUUUUAUUCCGUUGGCAUGCAGCUUGUACAAAUUCAUGGACGAGAUUUGCCACUACUUUGGGAACAAGAUCCAAAUAACCCUGAACCUGUCAUUCAUCCGCCAACGGCAUCAGUCUGCGAUUACAAUAUUCGUGAGACUGAUUCUGAUGAUGGAAAUUAUUAUCCCCAAGAUGUAAGUACUUGUUGUGGUGUUGUUUAACUGGCAGCUUCGUGGUUGGUAAGUGGUUUGUUUUGCUUGUACAAACUGUAAGUUUUUGUUGUUUGGUUUCAAUUUGCAGCACGAUUACCUGGUAAGUCAGAUCAACCAAUCCAUGAUUCAUCAAGAAAAUGAAAGUAGCACAUCAAGUGAGACUGAUUCGGAUGGUGGUGGGGGUGAUUCUGAUGAAACUGGUGACGAAAAUCAUCCACAAGCUGUAAGGAUUUGUUACAGUGCUCUUUCGUUUGCGUUUUGAUAGUUAAAUUGUUUGUUUUGCUUGAAGUAUUCUCCUCCAUUUGCAGAUUGUACAAAUUCGGAGCCCUAAAACCCCUGAAGCUAUCAGUCAACCCACAAUUGCACCUGUUUCUAAUGUAAAUGGUGGUCAAUUUCAAGAAGAUGCUCAAAUUGUGAAUCAACAGUCAGUACAGGGUAAUACAAAUCAGCUACCAUUGCAAGAGAGUGAAGCACAGCCACAGGUGGUUGGUGUAAAUCCUGUUUUGGGAAUGGAAUUAGGUGCAGUGAUUGUCCUUGAUGAUGAAAAUGUACAAGACGUGGUAUUGGUGACGACAGUUCAAACCACACCAGCGAUUCUGGAGGAAGUUUAA
This is a messenger RNA of Paramuricea clavata, 1035 nucleotides long. Lineage: Eukaryota; Metazoa; Cnidaria; Anthozoa; Malacalcyonacea; Plexauridae. The record is from the annotation of a GenBank genome assembly.